Molecule: messenger RNA, 2916 nt
Organism: Candoia aspera
Lineage: Eukaryota; Metazoa; Chordata; Lepidosauria; Squamata; Candoiidae
Gene: NMNAT2
Product: nicotinamide nucleotide adenylyltransferase 2
Exons: 11
Coding region: 138-1061 (307 amino acids)
Biological process (GO): NAD+ biosynthetic process
Cellular component (GO): Golgi apparatus
Molecular function (GO): nicotinamide-nucleotide adenylyltransferase activity; nicotinate-nucleotide adenylyltransferase activity
Source: RefSeq, a predicted model, not a curated record
UGACGCUGCUUGCGUUUGGGAGCUCUUCGCCUCCCCUGCCUCUGCAGACACAUUGAGAGACACACACAAAAAGGAGAGGAGAGGCCGCGCCGCGCGAGAGGAAUUCCGAGGGAGCGCUCCACCGAGCAGACGCCACCAUGACCGAAACGACCAAGACCCACGUUAUCUUGCUGGCCUGCGGCAGCUUCAACCCCAUCACCAAGGGCCACAUUCAGAUGUUUGAAAGAGCACGAGAUUAUCUACACAAGACAGGAAGGUUCAUCGUCAUUGGUGGAAUAGUCUCCCCGGUACAUGACUCAUAUGGAAAACAGGGUUUGGUUUCCAGCCGACAUCGCCUGGCAAUGUGUCAGCUGGCUGUUCAGUCUUCUGACUGGAUAAGGGUGGACCCCUGGGAAUGUUAUCAGGAUACUUGGCAGACCACCUGCAGCGUACUGGAACAUCACCGGGAUCUGAUGAAACGAGUUACUGGUUGUAUCCUGUCCAAUGUGAACACACCUUCUCUGACCCCAGUGAUUGGACAGCCCCAGAAUGAGACCCCACAGCCUAUUUACCAGAACAGCAACGUUUCCAACAAGCCAACUGCAGCAAAACUUUUGGGGAAGGUGGGAGAAAGCCUUAGCAGAAUUUGCUGUGUUCGUCCCCCAAUGGAGCGUUUCACCUUUGUGGAUGAAAAUGCUAAUUUGGGAACCGUGAUGAGAUAUGAAGAGAUUGAGCUCCGAAUCUUGCUGCUGUGUGGAAGUGAUCUGCUGGAGUCAUUCUGUAUCCCAGGCCUUUGGAAUGAAGCUGAUAUGGAGGUGAUAGUGGGAGACUUUGGCAUUGUUGUUGUGCCACGAGAUGGUGCUGAUACUGAAAGAAUCAUGAACCAUUCCUCUAUACUUCGCAAGUAUAAAAACAAUAUCCUGGUUGUGAAGGACGAUGUGAAUCACCCCAUGGCGAUUGUCAGUUCCACUAAAAGCAGACUGGCCCUUCAGCAUGGCGACGGGCAUGUGGUGGAUUACCUGUGUCAGCCAGUCAUUGAUUACAUCCUCAAGAGCCAGCUGUACCUGAAUGCCUCUGGUUAAGGUUCUGCUGCCAUUGGGCAAAGCUGCCAUGUGGCACCACCUUCCUAUGAUUGUUCAUCACGGUUCUCUUUCUCAUUCUUGUUUCUUUUUCAAUGCCUCUUGCGUGCAUCUGCCUAUUCCACCCUGAUUUUCUCCAGCCCCGGGAAUUGCUGCCUACAGCUAACAGCCAAGUAGAUAUGCCAUCAAGCAACCCUCCUCCCCUCGCAGUUAGGAGGGAAAACAGUAAAAAGUAUCAGGCGCCAUUGCUUAAAGGGUGCGGAUUUGGGUUGCCCUUCCCAGCAUGCACUAGGGGAAACACCUCUACCUACUUUCCCAGCAUGGUUUGGGAAGCAGGAUGACGGCCCUUCUGUUUCCCUUCCUCUCUCCCUCUGUUGGUUAAACAAAUCUCGGUGGGUCUUUUUCUUUUUACUGCCUCCCAUUUGCUUUCUCAACCCCCGCCCCCCAAUUGCCAUCCUUUAGUGACAAUGAGGUGGCAGGCAUAUUAAAAACAGAAAACAAAACACCCACCAGAUAGUUUAGGACAGCAAUAGAAGAAUUUAGCAGUGAACCUAAACAAAAAAGAGAGAGCAGAAAAAUAGAACUGCCCAACUGUAAUGCUUUUCUGCGGUGCAAACAUUUUCUGAAAGGUUGUUGGAGAAAAGGCCUAAAAAGCUCAGAAAGCAAACUUGCCCCAUAUUUAGCAUAUCCCUCCCCCACUCCAUUGUAAAUAGUUAUCUGUUUCAGAAGGAGAGGAUGAAACGAUUUUCUUUUUGUUGCUGUUGUAUACGCUUACGUCUUUUUUUAAAGGGAGCAUUCCUUGAAAGUGGGGAGAGAGCCACAGAGAACUUAUCUCUUGAAUGCUAGUUAGUGAUGUGGCCCUGAAUUGUCUGUCCCUGGUUUUUCAUGUUCCUCAGAAACCCAUUUGGAAUUUAACUACUUGUCAUGGUGUACCAUGGCUAGUUUUAUAAUUGUAGACUACUUCAGUUCGUUAUUUUCUGCUGUCAAGGAAGUAAAUAUAUCUUCCUUGUAGGCAACAAGUGUACGUGGUCCUACAGUCUGGCAGCUUCUUUUCCAUGGCCCUUCUUUCCCUUGAUGGAAGGAAACUGCUGCUCACGUUUACCCUGUAAAUAGAUACUUUAUCCUCUAUGUCAGGCAAACUCUCUCCGAAACAUAACAAAAAAGCUGCCUAAGAACUGGAGUAGAUUAAAUGGUCCGCCAAUGGGGCAGUUGAAUAGAGUGCGGGUGUUAUAAAUACUGAGAGGAUUAGAGAAUAUCAGUGGUGGCAAAUGGCAGCUUCACAGUUAGGAAAACAGGUUGAGGUACCGUAAAGUACAAACUAUCCAACUGCUGUGAUAGACUGGUGUUUAUCCUUCUAGAGCAGAAAGUUAUAUGAGUUCUACUUAGGAAGUAUCUUUGGUUUAGGUUAUAAACUGUCAUUUUACAUAUAAAGAAGCCAAAGCUCAGGAAAGAAAUGCUAAGGAUCCAGCAAAACUCCUAGUUACAAAGCCUGAUGGGGGCUAGCUAAAUGGGGUUUACAAGAAAAUGUGGCAAACGUCACCCAUUGGUCUGUGAGUCUCCAGCAGUUUGGUUGAGUUUCAGUUGAGAGUGUGAUAUUUCUACAAGUAUGGAUUGGCUGGUACUGGUUGGAAAAACAGGAGUGCUUCAGCAGUUGUGGGGGCCUUCUGGUUCCUGCUGUGCUACUUGAUUCUGAUUAUUCUCACCAAUGACCGCUUGAAUUGAAUAUAGGCAAAAGUGUAUCAGCUUUUAGAAUGUCUUGAUAGGUGAAUCCUAGCACUGUUAAGUCAUUACUGUGGGCUGUAGGCUAUAAAUGGGUUUUCAGUGGAAUUUCCACACUACUGGAGAUGGAGCACAUAGA